This is a messenger RNA of Heterostelium album PN500, 2271 nucleotides long. RefSeq lists its product as uncharacterized. The record is from RefSeq and is a predicted model, not a curated record. Gene Ontology annotation, molecular function: ATP binding; protein kinase activity. The transcript is spliced from 5 exons. The coding region runs from base 1 to 2271 and encodes 756 amino acids. Gene Ontology annotation, biological process: protein phosphorylation. Lineage: Eukaryota; Evosea; Eumycetozoa; Acytosteliales; Acytosteliaceae.
AUGGAAAUAAAAGAUAUAGAAAUAGAAAUAGAGGAAUCAAAAAAAGUCUUGGAGAUUAGUUUUCAAUAUUUCUUUGGUAAAUUAACAAUUUUAAUUUAUAAUCAUUUGAGAGAAAAAGAGAAUGAACAGCUUAGAAAUAUUAAAUUAAUUGGAGGGAUUGAUCAAAUUGAAAAUAAGAUUAUAGUUCCAAAAACAGUUGAUGAUCAAUAUAAAUUAAUAAUACUUAGAUAUUGUAGAUAUUUCUCAACUAAAACAAAUAAAAUAUCUAUAUCCACUAAGAUAUUAAAUAAAUCAGAAUCAUAUAAAAUCAAUUUAAUAGAGAGUGACUUCCAAGAGGAUAUUAACUAUUUCCAACAAACACAAGUCAUUAAUAACAAACGAUAUCAUUUAAUAUCAAGAUUUACAAACAGUAAUGCUAUCAAUGAUGUAUAUUUGGUAGGUGGUACUGAUGAUCAAAGAUUGAUAAACUAUAAAGAUAAUCAGAAAUCUUAUGAAAGUGCUGAGAAUGAAAUCAAAGCAAUGAAAUUAUUUAAAGGAAAUCAAAGAUUUGUUCAACUUGUUGACUAUCAAGAAGACAAAGGUAAUCAAAUCUUUCAUAUCAUCACUGAAUAUUGUUUUGAUGGGGAUCUUUCUCAUAUAAUAAAACGUUUAACUGAACAAGAUAGAAUCAUUGAUGAAUUGGUUUUAAAGAAAUAUAUCUCACAACUUUUCAAUAUUCUUUUGGACCUUGAUAAACAUGGAAUUGUUCAUUGUGAUAUCAAACCAUCAAAUAUAUUUAUUCAUGAAUUUGAUUAUGAUUUUUCUUUGAAACUUGGUGAUUUUGGAAGCUGUUUAUUCAUCGACCAAUUACCUGUCAUUGAAUAUAUAAAUACAAAAGAAAAUAAUCUUGAUACUAGGAAGGAAUAUAACAAUACUGAUAUAUCAUAUCCAACUAUUAUUUCAAACCCAUAUAUAAGAGGAACUAAAGGUUAUAUUUCACCGGAAGCAAUGAACAAACAAUAUGCACAUUCAUGUGAUAUUUUUUCAAUUGGAUCAACGAUUCUCAAAUUAUUAUGUUGUCAUCAAGAAGAUCGAAAUAAUCAUCAACUAUUCCAAACUAAUGGUGAAAUUAAGAUUUCAGAAUGCAGAUAUUCAAAACAAUUGAUUGAAUUAGUUAAUCGAUUGUUGGAUCAGAGAUCAAAGAAUAGAGAAUCAUUGAAAUGUUUUCUAAACAAAUAUAUUGAUGCCAUCACUAAUGAAUAUACUAUUACUUUCAAUGUGGAUACAGAUUUCAAUAAUACAUCAAAAAAUAUUACUGAAUUAUAUUUUGGUAGAGAAUUUAAUCAACAUUUGAAUAGAAACUCUCUUCCUCCAAAUAUUAUUACAUUAUCAUUUGGACAUUAUUUCAAUCAACCAAUACUUAUUGAUGUGCUCCCAAAAUCACUCAAAUAUUUAUCAUUUGGUUACUAUUUCAAUCAAAAACUGGAAAUAGGAGUGCUACCCAAUUCUCUUUUAUCAUUAUCAUUUGGGGAUGCAUUCAAUCAAGUGUUAUCAGUCGGUGAAUUACCUGUAAAAUUGAAAUCAUUGUUUUCUGGAAAUGGAUUCAAUCAAAUAUUAUCAGUUGGUGUGUUACCUAAAUCACUCUUAUCAUUGGUGCUUGGAGAUAGAUUCAAUCUAUUAUUAUCAAAGGGAGUGUUUCCUGAAUCACUAAAAUCAUUAAAAAUGAUGGGAUACAAUCUUAGAAUUGAUAGAGAUGUUCUACCUAAUAAUCUCGAAAAUUUAUAUUUUGGAUCGUUUAAUCAAACAUUGGAUAUUGGAACCUUUUCAAAUCAAAUUAGAUCUUUAACAUUCACAAAAUUAAGACAACCUUUGGAUAUUGGAGUAUUACCACAAACUCUUGAAGAUUUACGAUUUGGUUCAGAAGGUCAACACAUUAGCAUUGGUGUUCUCCCUUCAUCUCUAAAAAGAAUAAUGUUUUUUUGUCAUGACAAUUCUAAACAAUCUAGCAACACAAAUGGAAUUUUUGAAUUGAUACCCACAUCUAUUGAAUCACUCAUAAUAAGUGGAUAUAAUGAAUUAGAGAUUAAAAAAAGAAAAUUUCUAAAGACUCUCGAAAUUGAUCUUGGUGGAGGACAUAAAUAUGAAGCAUCUAUUCUUACAAAUUCUAUUGAAUCACUUAAAUAUAUUCAAGAAUUCUAUCCAGUAUAUUUUUCGUCUCAUUACUUAGAAUUAACCUCUCCACUUCAAGGAGAAUAUAUCACCGCUCUACUUGUUACAUUAAUUAAAAAUUAA